AUGGCGGCGGCGGAGGAACAAACAGUCGUGGCGGCGGCGGAGGAACAACCAGUCGUGGCGGCGAUGGAAGAAGGAAUGGCGGCGGAGGAGCAACAAGUUGUGGCGAGGAUGGAAGAAGGUAGUCAGGCUCAGGUCCAGACCCAGGCCGAGGCUCCCUUUGUGGCGGCGAUGGGAGAAGGGAGUCAGGCUCAGGCCCAGACUGAGGCUCCCAUUGUGGCCAUGAUGGGAGAAGGUAGCCAGGCUCAGGCCCAAGCUGAGGCUCCCUUUGUGGCGGCGAUGGGAGAAGGUAGUCAGGCUCAGGCUCCCUUUAUGGCGGCGAUGAUGCCUAAGCCGAAGUUGGCUUACGGCUUCAAAUUUCACCCCACCGACGAGGAAUUGGUGGUCUAUUUCCUCCGCCGUAAGGUGCUUCGGAGGCCCUUCCCUUUCGAGGCUAUAGCCGAAGUCGAUAUCUACAACUUCGAGCCAUGGGAGCUUCAGGGUUUUUGUGCAGUGAAUAGUAGAGAGGCGGAGUGGCACUUUUUCACCCGUACUGAGAAGAAAUAUAUAAAUGGGAGUAAGAUUAACCGGGCAACAAUCAAUGGGUUCUGGAAGGCCACGGGGAGGGAUAGAGCCGUGCAUCAUAAGUCUCAGAUCGUAGGGUUGAAAAAAACCCUAGUUUAUCAUGCAGGCCGAGCCCCAGCUGGGAGGAGAACUGACUGGCUAAUGCACGAGUAUAGGCUUUCAAAACAAGAGUUGGAAAAAGCUGGCGUACAACAGAAGGAUGCAUAUUUCAUCUGCAAAGUAUACCUGAAAAAAGACGCUAUGGGGCGUAGGGGUGUGCCCUUCAAUGUAGAAGAUUGGGAAAAUCAUACAGGCAUUUUGAUUCCUUGUGAAGAUAAUAAUGCUGAUGAGGAUGAAGCUUCAGAGGUCAACUUGCAGGGUGCAUCGACGUCCAAGGCGGUUCAAUUGCCGGAAAAGGCGCAAGGUUUUAAGAGCUUGAGGAUCAGGGCAAGAGAAGAGGAUGAUGAUGAAACUGAAGAUGAUGAAGCAAUAGUGUGUUUAGACAAAGGCAAAAAGCCCAAGCUGAUGCUUGAUUUUUUCUCCGGCGCCGGCAAAGGCGGUUCGGACGACGACUCCUCAUCCGCAACAAUCUCUGAUUCUCCGACGCCGGAGUUUUCCUCCGGGCUACUGAAUUUCUCCCUCACCGCUAAACCCAAGGAGAAGGAAAACCAUGGUAGCGCGGCUCCUAAUAACGCCGGCGGCGGCCCUUUCAACUCAUCCUGCCUUGAAAACUCACUGCCGCCGGGAUAUUUGAAGUUCAUAACUGAUUUGGAAGAAGAGAGGGAUGGCCUGAAGCAUGAAUUGAUGAAUUCAGAAGCCACAGUGAGUUGCCUUCAAGCUGAGAAUGAGGAGAUGGCAGAGGAAAUUAUGCGCCUGAGGAGUCUUCUUCCCGGGCAAGGAUUUGAUUAG
Messenger RNA from Ipomoea triloba (trilobed morning glory), 1449 nucleotides. Its product is annotated as NAC domain containing protein 50-like. Bases 1 to 1449 code for a protein of 482 amino acids. The transcript is spliced from 5 exons. The record is from RefSeq and is a predicted model, not a curated record. Lineage: Eukaryota; Viridiplantae; Streptophyta; Magnoliopsida; Solanales; Convolvulaceae. Gene Ontology annotation, biological process: regulation of DNA-templated transcription. Gene Ontology annotation, molecular function: DNA binding.